CUCCUAUUUUAUCUCUUUAUCUUGGAGGUCUCAGAUAGCACCUGGCGUGUCAAAUUUCAUUUUUUAGGGAUUGAAUGCCUCAUAUUGACCUCCUUGCCCUAUUUAAAAUAAUCUUUCCUUAAAUAUAUAGAGCAUUUAAUUUUUUAAAACGAUCUCCAUUUGUCACAACAUACCCGAGGUGCUGUUUUCUCCAUUAAUGUGACUCUUGUACUAUUUUUUUUUUUUUCCAGGACCUGGCUUGACACUUCCUUUCUCUAAAAAUACUUCCAGACUAGCCUCACUCCUACAGAUUUUUUAAAAAAAAUUAAUGAAUCUAGAAUAUGUGCAUUCAUCAAGGAGGCAAAACAUGGUUUUCCUAAUCAUAGUUACUAGAUUCAGAAUCAGUUCUACCACUGUGGGAAUGACAGUACAAAAUACUUUGUUUUUCUGAUCCACUUGUCCCUUUACUGUUAAGUAGGCAUAAAUAGGUAUAAAACUCUAUCUGGAAAUAAUUGGGAUUAAAAAGAGAAACUGAUACAGGGUGACAUAGAUGUACAACAAAAUUUUGUUCUCUUUAAAAACCUGGAUUAUAAUUAUCCUAGCAGUACUAGCUAACAGUAGUGAUUAUUAUGUGACUGUUACUACUGUAUUUUUAUAUAUUGGGUGCAGUAACUCAUUUGAUCUUCAAAAUAGCCUUAAGGAGAUUAUCCUCUUUUUAUUAUUUGAGUACAGAGAGAUGAAGCAUUCUAAUAACUUCCCAACUAACUAGUUACCCAGCUGGUUACCUGUAAAAUUGGUUCAGACUCACGUAGCUGGUGCCAGUGUUCAUUCUUUUAAACAUCACACCAUUCUAUAACUAAGCUACAUUUCUCAAUUUUAGAUUCGCACAUCUUAGAAAUGACAAUUCAUAGAGUAUAGAUUAAAUUAAAACAAAGUUUUUAUAAACUACAUCAGUCUAAAUAGAUGUUAACAUGCACUUGGUAGGAAACAAGAUUCAUGUUCUCAAACUUUAAGGAAAACUAGUGGUGUAAAAUAAACUAUUGAAGAGGCUGCCACUGAAUUUACUAAAUUGGUGGCAAUGUCAGUAUCAAAGUAAAUAAUGGUAACAUCAUAUUGCAUGAAAUAAAUAGGAGUCAGUGGGUCCACACGGAUCAGAUGGACAAGGAAGAAGAAAAGUGCUUCCCUAAUUCUUUCUGCGUUUAUUAGUGGAACACCAGCUAGUAAAGGUAGAAGGAAUUGAUGUAGUUAAAAAAUCUUCAUUUGAAAACCAACUCAAGCAAGAAAUCAUCAAUGGAUGCUAAAACAACUGGGUGAAAGUUCAGUGAUUAGGAUAUCUGCACAGUGUCCAAGAUUCUCCCCACAAAGUCUUUUAAUAAUUACAAAAGUAAAAAUAGUAAUCUUACAGUGAAGAACUUGACAGGCAUCACUUAAGUAAUCAGUCCACAUCCACAGUAAUGGUGCAAACUAAUGUCAUGUGUCUAUACAGACUAUUGAGGAUAACGUGAUUUUGUUGUGUUCCUGAUAAGAAUGCACAACCUGCAUCUGAACAUGAGGAAUCGUUAGAGACAUCUAAGCAUCUAGAAAGACAUUCUGUGAAAUAACUGACCUUCUUAUAUCAAGAUUAUAAAAGACAAUGAAUAACAGCUGAAGGAUUUAUUCCAAAUUAAAGGCAAUUUAAGAUCUUAAUGCAAUAUGUGAUUCUGGAUUAGACAUGGACCAUUUUUUUCUAUGAAGGACCGUAUUGGUAUAGUUGGAAAAAUGUGAAUAAGUUCUGUAGAUUACAGUACAUACUAUAUCAAGGUUAAUUUCUUGAUUUUUAUAAUUAUAUUGCAGAAUAGCCUUGUUCUUAAGACCAUUUAGGAUAUUAAGUCUGCAGCGUACUCUGAAAUGGUUCAGACAAAACAUAAUGCUGUGGACAUAGAGCACAUAGCAAAUACAAAAUGUCAGAAGUUGUGGGAUCUUAUUGGAGCAUACAGGGUUUCUUUGUACUAUUAUUUUACAAUAAAAUGUUUUUAAAAUUGGGAAUAAAAAUUUUCCAAUGGUAGUUACUAUUUCAGGGUGCUUUUAUCAAAGGUAAUUAUCUUUUGUCAGGUUUUCUAUAAUGUAGAUAUAUGUGUGUGUGUAUAUAUACACACACACAUAUAUAAAAUCUUACAGUAACACAAUAUAUCAUGUAAUCUUUUUGUUAAUUUUGUUUGUGUGUGUGUUUUGGUACUAGGGAUCGAGCUCAUGACCUUGCACUUACCAGGCAGGUGCUAUACUGUUGAGCUAUAUCCCCAGCCCUUUUUUCUUAAUUUUGAAAGGCAGUGAGAUGGUUUGGGUUUGAUCUGGCAUGUAUAGCACUAUGGCUUAGGUUUUUAGUAUGAUUCCAGCUGGGAUACCAGCACAGAUACAACAAAAGGCAAGCGGAGAGUGUUUUGUGGAGACCAGUGGAGCUGCAUUACACAGUGUCUUUAUUUCAUGUGAUGAUUCUCAUUACUGGCUUUUUGACUCCAUUGGAUUCUGGGAUAUCUUACAAAAUAAAAACUCCUAUAAAAUAAAAACAGUUUUUAAAGUGUAUUCCUAGUAGCAUUACUAGGGGGGAGGGAGGGUGCAUAUUUAAGCAGUUACCACAAGUUAACUCCUCAAAGCUCUCUUGGGAUGAAAUUUGUAAACACGUCAAGGUAAAGCACAAAACUGCUAACAGUGACUACACCUAGAAAGUGGAAGGAGGGGAUGAUUAGAGGCUUUGAUGUCUUAAAGUUAUAUUUUGAGUGGACAUGAUGUUUAUCUGAUACUAAACCAUUAAGUGAUAAAAAGAUACACUAUAGAAAGUUUUUCUUUCUACUGUGUCUCCCAGAUACUCAGUUUUCCUCCUAAAAGGCAACUAUAAUUGUUUCUUGGGUAAGUCCCAAGUUAUCAGGUGAAUAUAAAAAGUAAAUGUAUAUUUUUUCCACUUACAUAAAAAAUAGCCCACCUAUUUUACUUUUAAAAUGUAAAUUCUUCUAAAAAUCAUUGCUGAGUUUUGAGUCUAGAAAGAAAAGAGAUGUAGAAAAAAUGAGAUACAGGUUAAGAGUAGUUUUGUUUUAUGUGCUUGUCACGUCUUCUAAACUUGGAUAAAUAGAACCAGUUACGAUAUUUUGUGGCUUGAAUUUUCCUGUAUAUUUCAAAGAAUUUGGAAAAUAUAGAACAUGUUAGGGAUUGAACAUAGUUGAAACUUAACUAUAGUAGCCUUGAAAUGAUAUCUCAGUUUUCUUUUGAGCCUAAAUAGAGCGAAGGAGCAAAUAUAUGUAUUAAUUGCUCAUAUUUUAUACAGAACAAAUUUAUUCUAUAAGAAUUAAAUUACAGGCUGCUUGCGAUGUAGCUCACAGGUAGAACACUAGCCCAAUGAGUGAUUCUGGGUUUGAUCCCAGGUUCUCACACACACAUACACACACACAAUUACAACUGUGGGUUUUAAGUCUGUAUCUAAUUUAUUAAAAAAUGAGGACUGAGGGGUGAACUAAGUGCCUGCCCAUAAGCAUGAGGUCAAGAGUUCAAUCCCUAUACAAAAAAAAAUACCACCACAUGGAAAUUACAAUGGAAAUCAUUCAGCCUUACAAAGUAGGGAGUAUUUUGAUACAUGUGUCACAAGAUGCAUGAAGCUCAAAGAUAGGCUAAGUAAAAUAAGCCAAAAAGUGCUGCAUUAAGCUUACAUGAGGUCCCUAGCAUUGGCACAUUUAUAGGAGUAGAAGAGGCAAGAGAGAAUGGGAUGGAAACUUCAUCAUUUCGGAGCUUGAGUUUGAGAACAUAAAAAAAUGCAUGACAUUUCAGGUUUUAUUAUGAUGAUCUAUUGGAAGUAGAGUAACAUUUUUGUUAUGUAUACUGUAAUAUAAUACAUUACACCACAGGUAUUGUCUUCAGGAAGGCACCUGGGAUCUGCUAAGUUAACCAAUGGAAAGAAAGGGGCCCAUAUAAGAAAAAUCUCACGUUUUAAUGCAGAUUCAGGCUGUCCCGUCCAUUCUGAUUCGGAAAGUCAGGUAAGAUUAAACCAACUAGCUACAAUACUUGCUAAUUAGUCUUCAGACAAAAGUUUAAGAAGCAAGAAGGACUAAAAUGCAAAGGUAAAGUAUUAAUUUCCCUAAAGAAGUCUGAAGCUUGUUACUUUAAAGCAUUUCUAACCAAUAAUAAUUUGAUUGUAAAUAAAUUGGAAACCUCACUUUAUAUCUCUGUCUUCCGUCCCUCCCCAGUGCUGUUUUAUACUCAAGUAUAUUCUAAAUUACUUUCUUGCAGACUGAAACUGUACAGGGACUUGAUGGUUGUGCUGCUUUGCUGCGGGACAUUUUGAGAAAUGAAGAUUCAGGUUUUAUUUUUCUAAGUGCUUUUCUACUGUGACCGUUACUCAAAUGUUUUUUUUUUUAAGUUGAUGAAUUUUAUUUUAAUUGUUAAUAGGUUCAGAAGCAGUGUGUUCAGAAAAUAGAUGUAAUUCCAGAUCUUUAGAAGGCAAAAAAUAUGGAUCUAAAAAAAAAGGAUAUGAAAAGCCUGUUGCUCCUUCAGUAGUUCGGAAAGAAAUAUGUAAGCAUUUUGUCUCUUGUUUAUAAAGUGUCUUUGGAUAAUAAGAAACAGAUACCUAGUGAAGCCUCUGCCAGAAGUGAAAGAGACGCAUCAGACACAGCACAAAACUGGUCAUUGCGAGAUCAUUAUAGAAUGUAUUCACCAAUAAUAUACCAGGCCCUCUGUGAGCAUGUGCAGACACAGAUGUCUCUGAUGAAUAACAUGCCGUCCAAGAAAGACCCCAGUGAGAUCCCUUCUAUAUCUUGCCAUACCGUAUCUGGUUCUGAAUCUCAGGCCACGCCACAUUCUAAUUAUGGCUGUUGUACCUCCAUUCCAGUCUGGUCACCUCAGGAGUCACCCUGUCCUCCACUGGUUCAUUCUGAAGUUCAGACCGAUGGUGGUGACCAGUUUGUAUGCCAAGGUAAAACAAUGUCUAUGAACGAUCUUGAUGUUCCGAGGAGCUUACCCGGUGCCAGUCCUGGAGUUGCCUGUGGCCUGUCCCAAACUGACAGGGCAGCUGUUCCCACAUAUCAGCAACUGAGUCUUGCUAAUUGGAUUCUACCACAACAAGGAGUCUGUAAGGAAGCAGACUUACUGAAGUGUCUUCAAACAUGUAUGACUUUGCUUCAGUCUCUCGGAAAGGAAACUCUGGCAGACAGUAAGAUCCCCGGGAGCCCAACACGGCUACAACCAGCUUCCUUGGCCUCUGAUGAAGAAAGAUGUGCCAGAGAACAAAUUGCAGGGGCUACAAAUGAAGGAAACUGUUCAAGCGUGCAUGUGCAAGAUGAAAAAUUGGUCCAGGAUACACAGAAGGCAAAAAACAUGAAUCAGACUACUGAAAAAGUUAGAACUCUAAGGUAUUUGCUGAGAGAGCUCAAGGCCUUGGUAGCAGAACAAGAGGAUUCAGAAAUUCAGAGGUUGGUAACAGAAGUGGAAGCAUGUAUAACUGGACUUUUAGCCGUAAGUGGAAACACAGAUAUCCAAGUGGAAAUAGCACUGGCCAUGCAACCAUUGAGAAGUGAGAAUGCUCAGUUACGGAGGCAAUUAAGAAUUUUGAACCAUAAACUCAGAGAACAAGAAAAAACUCCAAAGGCAUAUGGUAAUAUGGAAUGCAAUCCUGAAUUAUUUUCCCUUCAGUCAUUGAACAUGUCCCUGCAAAAUCAAUUGCAGGAGUCACUGAAGAGCCAGGAAUUACUGCAGAAUAAAAAUGAAGAACUGCUAAAGGUGAUUGAAAAUCAAAAAGAUGAAAACAAAAAAUUUACCACUAUAUUUAAAGACAAAGAUCAAACCCUUCUUGAAAAUAAACAGCAAUUUGACAUUGAGAUAACGAGAGUAAAACUUGAAUUAGAGGAAGCCUUGGUAAACGUGAAAGACACCCAGUUCAAGUUAGAAACUGCUGAAAAGGAAAAUCAAAUACUGGGAAUAACACUACGCCAGCGUGAUGCCGAGGUGGCUCGCCUGAGGGAUUUAACCAGAACUUUACAGAACAGUAUGGCAAAGCUGCUCUCAGAUCUUAGUGUGGAUACUACUCGCGGCAAGCAUGGGAAUAACCUGACCAGAUCGCUUCUGCACAUGUACGAUAAACAACUUCAACAGGACCCAGCCCCUCCUCACACUUCUGUAAUGAGCUACCUGCAUAAUUUGGAAAUAAAUCACACUUUUAUGUACUCAGAGCCACUUUCUGCAGUUAACAGGGAAGAAACCACAGAGCCGAUCAGAUCCUGUGAAAAUGUCCUGCCUUCCAGAGGCUCUCCCGUUGGCAAAAACAGGGUCGUGGAGACGGCGACCACUCCUGGGAUUCUUCCUGAUCUUUCAAAACAGGAUUCUGAUAUGGAGUGUGAAAGCAUGACUUUAAUAGAAGAUGAAUGUGAUUUGGAUAGUACAAUUUAUAUUCCUUUUGUUAGAAGCAGUUCUAAAAAGAAUUCUCCACUUUCUAAGAGAAUAUCCCCCCAGCCACAGAUAAGUGUUGCCACAACCCAGCAACUGGUCAGCAACAGUGUGCUGACCCCGGAAGCAGAAAGUAAGCUGUGUGUUCCUGUACCUUGUUUGAAUAAUAGAGCAGAAGAUAUACCUGAAAAACUUUGCAAACCAGCUGAUGCAUAUGACCAACAACUUCUGCAGAAAAUAAAGGAAGCCCUUAGUAAGGUCCCCGCUGCCACCAAAGAACCAGAGAAACAGGCGCAUUGUGGCCCAUCAGCUUUUCACACCACCGGUAUCCAAGUGAAAGGCAGUGCUGGCUGCGAUGGCAGUUUUUUAAAUUCUGACCUGAUGUCCGACUGGAGCAUCUCUUCUUUCUCAACGUUCACUUCUCGUGAUGAACAAGACUUCAGAAAUGGGCUGGCAGCACUGGAUGCCAACAUAACUAGACUCCAGAAGUCCUUGAGAACUGGCCAUCUGGAGAAAUGAAAUCAGUGGAAACUGCUUAAGUGCUUCCUUACUUAGAUUAGAACUUGUCUACAUUGAAGAUAUGCUGGUGUUUUAAGUUUCUUUGAGAAAUAAUUUGUAUAGUAUUAAUUAUGUAUGAAAAAUAAAUUAUAUGAAUUAAUAAAUUUACCAUUAGAAAAAAUUUGGUACUCUGUAAAAACAAGUCACCCUUAAAAAUUAAUAAUUGUUAGAGUAUCAGACUUUAGAUAACUAGCAAAGAAUUACAGUCUUUCAAUUUAGUAACAAAUAUAAUUCUUUUAUAUUUGAAUUAUAUUUAACGAAUAUAAUUCUUUCAUUAAAUUUAACCCUUGAGUUAGGGUGUGGAUUGAAAGGAUUUUGUGGUUAUUUUAAAGAAGAGUGAAAAAGGAUCUCUAGAAAAAAUGGCUACUUCAACCUAGAAUAUCUUUUUAGUUUUGAGAUAACUUUAUUUUUAAUUGACAUUGUAUGUUUGUCUGGGUUGCUGUAUGCUCUGGGCCAGUGCUGUUAGUAAAAUGUAGAAACAUUUCUUUUAGAAAAAAGGUACCAGUUAGUACUACUUUAUAAGAAAAACAAAAUCACUGAUAACAAUCCUCAGUUAGCAUAUGUUUUCUUUUUUUUUUUUUUAAAUGGGCACCUGUAUUGCUCCCAUUUGUUUUGUUUUUUAGAAUUUUAUUUUAAAAUUAAACAAAAUGAAACAAGGAGAGUCACGUUGGACUUAGGACAGUAGGAAAUCCACACUAGUUACUAUAUUGCACGUUGUUUUCCUCUAAGUGGAUGAUCAGACUACUGGCUUUAGGUCUGCAAAGGCAAUCAAACAAUACAAGUGUUAAGUUCUUUCUUAUUUCGGUUGCUGUCACCUCAGCCUCUAUUCCUCAGAAGCAGCGGUUGCUUAUGGAGUAGGGGUGGAAUCUUGUCUCCCUGCCUGCACACUGGCUGACUCCUGGGAAGGGCGCUAUUCCCUGGUUUUCUCAAAGCUGGCACAUGGGAGGGUGCUGCUACAUCUAACAUAUGUUUUCUUAAAUCCUUGGCAUUCUGUUUUUAUCUUGAAUACAUGCUUUAAGGCCUUCAAAAAACAAAGCCAGGCUAAUAUAAAAAUACUAACAGCUAAGUUUUAUUUUUAGAAAUUUGGGAGGUUUUAACAAAUAAAAAACGCAUAAGGUUUUAUCCUUAAUAUCUUUGAACAUGAUGAAGUUUGAAAAUCUUGCUACUGACUGUCAUUCCGCCUUUCUAGACCGAUACUGGUUUCAUUUAGUUGAGACAUUUCUGUUAUAAAAGUUCUAUGAAGCAUGCUGUUCUCUCUGCUUUUCCAUACCAACUUUCCUAACUUCUCAGUUUCACUUCCCUCCGGUGCAUCUUAACUCCUGGAAAACUGGGUCUUGUGCUAUGAUGAACAUGUAAUACCAAUCGCCUGUCUGCUGCAAGGGUGUUUAAUACGUGGGCAGGUUUUCACAUUAAAAAGUGUUGUCCAGGGGUUCUUCCUGGUGGUUUUACUUGUGAGUGCUGCAAGUCUGAGGACUUGUACUCUCUGAUAUGAUCAAGUUUUACAGAUGGAGAUUUGGUUUUUUUUUUUUUUUUAAGGGUUAAAAGUACUACAUGAAUUCCAGACUAUGUUCACAGAAUUGCUUGUUAGCAUUUUAAAUAUUUUUACUUCCAGUAUUCAUGAAUUAAUGUAUUGGCUUAUUUGGUGAUAAUAAGCCAUAACUCUUAAAAAUAUAACUUGGGAGACAAAAUAAUGCAAGGAAGAAAAUUGGGUCACCUUUCUGUUUCCAAACAUCAGCUGUUACUCAUAUGUAGAAGUAAGCUUUUCAUAUUAUUAUGUGGUAACUCUGAGGAUGAAAUAAUGUUUUUCCUCUUAUAUGCACACAACACAGAUCACUUCUGUGAUCCCAAAAUGAGAUUUCUUACCACCAUCAAGCAAGCAGUAAGUUUUGCAGUGUACAGUGGGUGGGGGUCUUAUUUUGCAUUUCAAUUCUUUUUUUUUUUUGGUCUUUUUAUUGGUACCGGGGAUCAAACUCACGACUGCCUGCUUGCAAGGCAGGCGCUUAUGCUGCUGAGCUAAAUCCCCAGCCCCUUCAAUUCUUGGCACUACCUGGACAGAGAGUCAGAACCCACAGAUUGAGGAGCCAGUCCAGCAAGUCUGCCCCAUACUUCAGAGGCCAGUCACAGGUCCGAGGCUCCAGACCUUCACGCCAACCAGCUACAGAUUGGGGUUCCUGUGACAUCUCCCCUCAACUAGACACCAUCAGAGCAGUUCACAGAACUCACUGAAACACAUUACCUGGUUUCUUAUAAAUGGUGUUUUAGAGAGUGCAGAUAAACAUCCUAAUGAAAGUUUACUCUGGGCAGUGCCUGGAGGGGCUCAGAGUGUAGAAAUGUCUUUGUCUAUGCAGUUGGGGUUUGUCCUAAGCAGAUAAAUUAGUUGUAAGACUCCAUGUGUUCAACUGUCCAUAAGUUCUCCAGACUCUGUUGAGGAUGGGGAUUAUUGAGACUUCUUUGUAUAAGCAUGCACAACUGUGCAGAAAUGUGACUGGACCAAAAGAGUAUGAUCUAAGGUCAAUAAACGGGGAAAACAGCAAA
Molecule: messenger RNA, 9471 nt
Organism: Cavia porcellus (domestic guinea pig)
Lineage: Eukaryota; Metazoa; Chordata; Mammalia; Rodentia; Caviidae
Gene: Ccdc14
Product: coiled-coil domain containing 14
Exons: 10
Coding region: 4645-6897 (750 amino acids)
Biological process (GO): protein localization to centrosome
Cellular component (GO): centriolar satellite
Source: RefSeq, a predicted model, not a curated record